This is a messenger RNA of Protopterus annectens (West African lungfish), 2088 nucleotides long. RefSeq names its product phosphatidylinositol 4-kinase type 2 beta (gene PI4K2B). Gene Ontology annotation, molecular function: 1-phosphatidylinositol 4-kinase activity. Gene Ontology annotation, biological process: phosphatidylinositol phosphate biosynthetic process; endosome organization; Golgi organization. Gene Ontology annotation, cellular component: lysosomal membrane; trans-Golgi network; plasma membrane. NCBI's taxonomy places the organism in Eukaryota, Metazoa, Chordata, Ceratodontiformes, Protopteridae. The record is from RefSeq and is a predicted model, not a curated record.
GUGGGUGACUAGGUACGCAGGCGCGUAUGUCAGGGCUGUUCCUCUUCUGUCGGUUGCUUGGCUGGUGCUUAGCGUUACAUGUGGGAAACGGGCUCUGCCAAGUUUCCGGACCGCAUAGGAGGAGUAAACAAAGGCGGUAUGGUCUCCUGCUGAACUGGUGGGUGGUUGUCACUUGUACAACAACCCCAGAAUUCCUGCGGGCUAGCUCUAUGGCAGUCUGCCACGAGCUGGAGCCACUAGCUUCCCCGUCACCUGUACUGAACCUGGAGGACGGGGCAGAAGAAGAGGGAAUGCUUAUAGAGCGAAGUGCAGAUGUUAACCUGCUGCGUUGUGAGAGCAAGAAGCGGGGUCCUGGAGGGGCUGUCAGAGUGAGUGCUGAAAGGGAAAACGAAGAGGAGGAAGGCGAAGGUAGUGGGGAGGAUGAACUGUUGCUACCCGGUACUGCCGUGGCCUCGUCUUCUCCGACUGUCCGAGACAAGAGAAGUGCCCGAGCCACUCGCCUCAGCUCAUCUUCCGACAGAGACCACCUGGGAUCUGCAGGAGGCACUGGGGAGCUGAACCUGUUUCCUGAUGAUCCAGAAUAUGCAGAAAUCGUACAGAAAGCGGAGCAUGCUAUUGAAAGUGGAGUUUUUCCAGAGAGGAUAUCCCAAGGUUCUAGUGGAAGCUACUUUGUUAAAGAUUCAAAGGGGAAAAUAAUUGGAGUAUUCAAACCAAAAUCUGAAGAACCAUAUGGUCAUCUCAAUCCAAAGUGGACCAAAUAUUUUCAUAAAGUCUGUUGCCCUUGCUGUUUCGGCAGAGGUUGCCUAGUUCCUAACCAGGGCUACCUCUCUGAGGCUGGUGCGUCUCUUGUGGACCAGAAACUUGGGCUUGGAAUUGUGCCAAAAACCAAGGUGGUAUGGCUUGUGAGCGAGACAUUUCAUUACAGUGCAAUAGAUCGUGCAAAGUCAAGAGGGAAAAAGUAUGCAUUGGAAAAAGUGCCACAAGUCGGUAGAAGAUUUCAUCGUAUUGGACUACCUCCUAAGGUUGGCUCCUUUCAGCUGUUUGUAGAAGGCUACAAAGAAGCUGACUUUUGGCUCAGGAAGUUUGAAACGGACUCUCUUCCGGAAAAUACUAGAAAACUACUCCAGUUUCAGUUUGAACGACUGGUAAUCCUGGAUUUUAUCAUUAGAAACACAGACAGAGGCAAUGACAACUGGCUGAUUAGAUAUGAAAAAGAACUGGAUGGCACUGAAGAUUCACUGAAGGACACUGAAUGGGCCACCAGCAAAGAACCAGACAUUAAAAUUGCUGCAAUUGAUAAUGGAUUAGCAUUUCCGUUUAAGCAUCCAGAUGAAUGGCGAGCAUAUCCAUUUCACUGGGCGUGGCUCCCUCAGUCUAAAGUUCCUUUCUCUCAAGAGACGAGAGACUUGAUACUUCCUCGUAUUUCAGAUAUGAACUUUGUACAGGAUCUCUGUGAAGACCUUUAUGAGUUAUUCAAGACUGAUAAGGGGUUUGACAAGGCUACUUUUGAAAAACAGAUGUCAGUAAUGAGGGGACAGAUUUUAAAUCUUACUCAGGCAUUAAAAGAUGGAAAGAGUCCCAUACAGCUUGUGCAGAUGCCACGUGUGAUUGUAGAAAGAAGCCGAGCAGGAGGCCAGGGUCGAAUUGUUCAUCUGAGCAAUGCAUUUACACAGACGUUUCACUGCAGGAAGCCUUUUUUCUCUUCAUGGUAGCAGUGAAUUGUUUUUUAAAACCACAUGCAGAGAAAUCACAAUUACUUCUCUGCUGAAUUUUGCAAGACUUUCCAAGUUAUUACUGAAGGAUUUUUCUGCUGUCAAAUUAUAUCUUGAAAAUUAAGUUGGCAGCACAUUAAGGCCAUUGUUUCUGUCUGCCAAAUAUUUUGAAACUUCAGCUUUUGAAGAGUUAUUUUGAAUGUAAUUAAAGUUUACAAAUUUUGUGUUAAAUGAAAAAGGACAUCAGGGAAAAAAGAAUAAAACAUUGCCUAUAUUGUAUUUUUAUAGAACAGUUCCACAAUUUCAUUGUCAUAAGAGGUAUGUAUUUAAAAUUGUAGUAGGAAUUAUUAAAAUGGAACAGUUUUUUGCAAAUUUA